Molecule: messenger RNA, 330 nt
Organism: Aspergillus lentulus
Lineage: Eukaryota; Fungi; Ascomycota; Eurotiomycetes; Eurotiales; Aspergillaceae
Source: RefSeq, a predicted model, not a curated record
AUGGUCGUUUCCAACCUUGCUAUCGUCAAAGGUCAAUGUAGCCCCGCCAAUGGUACCGUCUUCUUGCAGCCCGGGGCUGUCAUGGAGAGUAGAACGGUAAAGGUGCCCGGACCACUACCACUGAGGGCCCAGUACAGGUCAGAAUUCUCUCUGAAGAACCCGGAGGCACUGUCGAUAUUGCUGAUCCCAGAUGAAGCUCCGCAAGCAGUGGACCCCUUCACAACCGAGGACCAUGUCACCAGACCUAACUGUGCUGUCUGCAAGGCAGGCCUCAACCCGGUCUGGAAAUUGCCUGACAUUCUCGUUGAUCGCUUUGGUAUGGACAAAUGA